AUGAAACCAACAUAUUCUACCCUUUUCCUCUCUUUACUUGCUUCCACAGAAGCUAUAUCUCUACAUAAGCGAGAACAUGGUCUCGAGCCGAGAGUUAUGAGUGUUCCUAUUCAGCGUCGACAAAUAGAUAACCCCUUGGCCCAUGAUCGAAAGCGUCUGAACAGAAGAGCUGGUACUGUUAAUGUUGGAAUCGACAAUGAGCAAUCCCUCUACUUCCUCAACGCAAGCAUAGGAACUCCACCACAAAACUUUCGUCUUCACCUCGACACUGGAAGCAGUGAUCUCUGGGUCAAUUCAGUAAACUCUGAGCUUUGCGACACUCACGCCAACAUCUGCGCAGAGUCCGGCCUAUACAACGCUAACAAGUCGUCGACGUACGAGUAUGUGAAUAGUGAAUUCAACAUCUCAUACGCCGACGGCUCUGGCGCAUCUGGCGACUAUGUCACCGACGCGUUUAGGAUGGGAGAAGUUUCCAUCAAAGACCUGCAGUUUGGAAUCGGAUACAUAACCUCAGAUAACGAGGGAGUCAUUGGUAUUGGAUACACCUCCAACGAAGCUGUUGUUGAUCAACCCGACCCAGAGUUUUACAAGAACAUGCCGGCUAGACUGGCCUCGGAUGGAGUUAUCGCCUCUAACGCGUACAGUCUGUACCUCGAUGACUUGGAAUCUGCGACUGGAAAGAUCCUGUUUGGAGGAGUUGACGAGCAGCACUUCAUUGGCGAUCUGGUUACCGUGCCCAUCAUGAAGAUCAACGACGAAUACUCCGAGUUCUAUGUCAAACUCCAAAGCAUCAACUCAGGUUCAGAAAUAGUCGGAGAGGACCUUGACCUUGGAGUUGUUCUCGACUCAGGCUCAACGCUCACGUAUCUCCCUGCCAGCGUUACAGACAGCAUAUACCAACUCGUGGGAGCUGACUACGAAGAGGGUCAAACCACAGCAUACGUGCCUUGUGAUCUAGCAAACCAGGGGGGAAAUUUGACCUUCAAAUUCACCUCCCCAGCCGAGAUCACAGUGCCCCUCAGCGAGCUGAUCCUCGACUUUACCGACAUCACAGGCCGCCAAAUGUCGUUUACCAACGGUCAAGCAGCAUGCUCCUUUGGAAUCGCACCUUCGACCUCACAGGUAUCUAUCUUGGGUGACACAUUCCUGAGGAGCGCUUACGUGGUGUUUGACCUGGACAACAACGAGAUCUCGCUGGCGCAGAGCAACUCUGAAGCCACAGGCUCUCACAUUCUCGAGAUUAGUAAAGGAAAAAACGCCGUGCCUUCUGCGACUGGCUCAGAGGGACCUCAGUCUUCGGGUAGCGAGAAUGCUGCCGGAUCACUUUCGCCCCUGGAAAGCACUGGGGCCGUGUCUAUCCUUGCGGGAGCAAUGGCACUCACGUUUGCUUGGUUCCUUAUCUAG
Fusarium pseudograminearum CS3096 is the source of this 1404-nucleotide messenger RNA. RefSeq lists its product as uncharacterized. The transcript is spliced from 2 exons. Bases 1 to 1404 code for a protein of 467 amino acids. Gene Ontology annotation, biological process: proteolysis. Gene Ontology annotation, molecular function: aspartic-type endopeptidase activity. The record is from RefSeq and is a predicted model, not a curated record. NCBI's taxonomy places the organism in Eukaryota, Fungi, Ascomycota, Sordariomycetes, Hypocreales, Nectriaceae.